CUCUUUUUUCUCUCUAUUCUCCAGGAUACUUGGCGUUACUGUUUCUUUGUUUGUUCGUUAUCAAAUCUCUUUCUCUUCUCCUCUCCUCUCCUCUGCGAUUGAAUCGAAGAACAAGCGUGAAUAUGAGAAAUUUCAGUGUCUUUGAGCGAUUCUCCAAAGCUUUUCAAGAUCAUCCUUCUCUCACCAGAAUCCUCGUCGUCUCCACCAUCAGUGGUGGUGGACUUAUAGCCUAUUCUGAGGCAAACGCGUCUUAUGGAGCGAACGGUGCUGCUCUUGUUGAAACUGGAACCAGGAAGAAGAAGGUGGUGCUGCUUGGAACUGGUUGGGCUGGAACUAGUUUCUUGAAGAAUUUGAAUAAUUCUCAAUAUGAGGUUCAGAUUAUUUCGCCUCGAAACUACUUUGCCUUCACACCUUUGCUACCUAGUGUUACUUGUGGAACUGUUGAAGCUCGCAGUGUUGUUGAGCCUAUCCGUAACAUUGGAAGAAAGAAGAAUGUUGAUACGUCUUACCUGGAGGCAGAAUGUUUCAAAAUUGAUCCAGCAAGCAAGAAAGUUUUUUGCCGAUCCAAACAAGGCCUUUCAAAUGGAAAGAAAGAAUUUUCGGUUGACUAUGACUACCUUGUAAUUGCAACUGGAGCUCAGUCUAAUACCUUUAACAUACCCGGAGUGGAGGAGAACUGUCAUUUUCUGAAAGAGGUUGAAGAUGCUCAGAAAAUCCGUAAAACUGUUAUUGAUCUCUUUGAGAGGGCAAGUCUACCAGAACUAAGCGAUGAAGAGAGGAAGAGAAUUCUGCAUUUUGUGGUUGUUGGUGGUGGGCCAACAGGUGUUGAGUUUGCUGCUGAACUGCAUGAUUUUGUUACUGAGGAUCUAGUUAGUCUCUACCCUAGAGCCAAGGGUUCAGUGCGGAUCACGCUUCUGGAGGCCGCAGACCACAUCCUGACCAUGUUUGACAAGAGAAUUACUGAGUUUGCCGAAGAAAAGUUUAGCAGAGAUGGAAUUGAUGUGAAACUUGGCUCCAUGGUAACUAAAGUGAAUGAGAAAGAUAUAGCUGCUAAAACCAAAGGAGGAGAGGUUUCUUCCAUUCCUUAUGGAAUGAUUGUCUGGUCAACUGGUAUUGGAACUCGUCCUGUCAUAAAAGACUUUAUGAAACAAAUUGGUCAGGGUAAUAGACGUGCUCUGGCAACUGAUGAAUGGCUUCGCGUAGAAGGAUGUGAUAGCAUAUAUGCCCUUGGUGAUUGCGCAACAAUCAACCAGCGCAAAGUCAUGGAGGAUGUUUCUGCUAUAUUUAGCAAAGCAGACAAAGACAAGUCUGGGACACUGACUCUCAAAGAGUUUCAAGAAGCAAUGGAUGACAUUUGUGUUAGAUACCCUCAAGUGGAGCUCUACUUGAAGAGUAAGCGUAUGCGUGGCAUUGCUGAUCUUCUAAAAGAAGCCGAAACUGAUGAUGGAUCCAAGAAGAACAUCGAACUGAAGAUCGAAGAAUUCAAAUCUGCUCUUUCUCAGGUGGACUCACAAGUGAAAUUUCUUCCAGCUACAGCACAGGUUGCUGCUCAGCAAGGUGCUUACCUAGCUAAAUGCUUUGACCGUAUGGAAGAGUGUGAGAAGAAUCCAGAAGGUCCCAUUAGGAUGAGAGGAGAAGGUCGUCACCGUUUCCGCCCCUUCAGGUACAGGCAUUUGGGACAAUUUGCACCAUUGGGAGGGGAACAAACGGCAGCACAACUUCCAGGAGAUUGGGUCUCUAUUGGACACAGCAGCCAGUGGCUCUGGUAUUCCGUCUACGCAAGUAAGCAAGUGAGCUGGCGUACGAGAGUGCUAGUGGUUUCGGAUUGGAUGAGGCGUUUCAUCUUUGGAAGGGAUUCAAGUAGCAUCUGAUUGAUUUAAACCACCCCCGCAUCGAACUCAUGCCAAACCCCAAUUCCCAAAUACAACAGCAGAUCUAUCUACUCUCCUCCUCUCACGAGUUUACACUAACUUUCUCAUGAGUACAAAGUUUUGUUUCCCCUUUAAAACCACAAAAUUCGGCUUUUAUAUUUUGUAAUAAAAUAAUGACCAUGACCUCCACUAGUAACGAGGAGAGAUUGCCUCUCUCUACGAUGGGUUGGCCAUAUUCGCUAGUGCCGAGAAUUGCACUCUCAGUUUUUGCUAAAUAUUUUUCAGGUGGCUCUUUUUACCAUUUCUUUCAUA
Messenger RNA from Capsella rubella, 2183 nucleotides. RefSeq names its product external alternative NAD(P)H-ubiquinone oxidoreductase B2, mitochondrial. The coding region runs from base 123 to 1871 and encodes 582 amino acids. The record is from RefSeq and is a predicted model, not a curated record. NCBI's taxonomy places the organism in Eukaryota, Viridiplantae, Streptophyta, Magnoliopsida, Brassicales, Brassicaceae. The transcript is spliced from 10 exons. Gene Ontology annotation, molecular function: calcium ion binding; NADH dehydrogenase activity.